This is a messenger RNA of Hevea brasiliensis (rubber tree), 839 nucleotides long. Its product is annotated as protein CURVATURE THYLAKOID 1C, chloroplastic. The coding region runs from base 157 to 597 and encodes 146 amino acids. NCBI's taxonomy places the organism in Eukaryota, Viridiplantae, Streptophyta, Magnoliopsida, Malpighiales, Euphorbiaceae. The transcript has 7 exons. Gene Ontology annotation, cellular component: thylakoid; chloroplast thylakoid membrane. The record is from RefSeq and is a predicted model, not a curated record.
ACUCUACACACAGCCACACCUGAACAAACCUCCAGCGAGGUUAGUACUCCCACCCCACGCUCCUGGCCACAAAGCUGGAACAUUUGUGGCGUUCAUUGCUUAGUGCCUCUCGUUCUCUCUCUCUCUCUCUCUCUCCCUGCAAUCAAAGAGGUAGACAUGGCUUCCAUUGUUGCAAGCUUGCCUCCUCCAGCACUGGUGGUCCCUGUUAGAAGCACCCUUUUAAGGACUCUUCUAAAACUUCCAAUUUCUCCCAUUAGAGAGAGACAGAAUCGUGUGGCUCUUGUUGUGAAGGCUGCUGGAGAAAGCUCUGAGUCAUCAACCUCCCUCAGCAUUGUUAAGUCUGUGCAGAAUGUUUGGGAUAAAUCUGAAGACCGGCUGGCUCUUUUUGGUUUGGGGUUUGCAGCUAUAGUAGCUCUAUGGGCAUCAACAAAUCUUAUAUCAGCCAUUGACAAGUUGCCGCUUAUACCAAGUGCAUUUGAACUUAUUGGCAUACUAUACUCUUCGUGGUUUGUAUAUCGAUACCUCCUAUUCAAACCUGAUCGGGAAGAGCUAUUCCAGAUUAUCAGCAAGUCAGUAUCUGAUAUCUUGGGCCAGUAAAUCAUGUGUAUAAUUUUAGAUCAUGAAGUUUUCCUUUAUUAAAACUUAAUUUGCUUAUAGUUUCAUUCUGUGCGGAUGCCGAUUGUCAAAGAAUAUGGCAUCUUGUUUUGAGCUGCACUUGUUUGCUGAAGAUGUUUGAACUUGCUCUUCAUGGGUGAGGCAUGUGUGAAUUGGUUAAUGCAAUGGUUAAGCCUUCCAUAAGCUAUUUUUAUAAUUUAUCGAAAUAAUUAUAUUUGUUUAAA